Messenger RNA from Cavenderia fasciculata, 2160 nucleotides. RefSeq lists its product as uncharacterized. Bases 1 to 2160 code for a protein of 719 amino acids. The transcript is spliced from 2 exons. Gene Ontology annotation, molecular function: protein binding. The record is from RefSeq and is a predicted model, not a curated record. Lineage: Eukaryota; Evosea; Eumycetozoa; Acytosteliales; Cavenderiaceae.
AUGAAUCAAUCAACAUCAUUUGGUAGUACCGGUAGUUCAAAUGAUACUUUAUCGAAACUAUCAUCUAUGCCAUCUGUUGGUGACCAAUUCUCUUCAAAGAGUACAAUGGGAAGAGUAGAGGCUGACGAAGUGGCAAUGGGACUGGUUUCAAAGGGAAAACGUGAAGAAGAGUUGAGAGACUACAGAAAGGCAUCUUCAUACUAUGAACAAGCGUGUUCAUACUUUUUAUUGGCAAUCAAGGGUGAACCUGAUAGUAUCAUCAAACAAAGUUUAAAUGACAAGGCAAAGAUCUAUCUUGAAAGAGUCGAGAAAUUAAAACCAUAUGUUCAACAUCAAUUACAACUUGCUGCACAACAACAACAACAACAACAGCAACAACUUGCACAACAACAACAACAACAACAACAAUCAAAUUUCCCAACUUUACCAAAUAUUAAUAAUUUUGGUGGUAAUAUUUCAUAUUGGUGGCAUCAUUUCCAAAUGUAUCAUCUUCUUCAUCUUCAUCAUCUUCAUUAUCUGGAUUCCCAACCAUUGUCAAUAAUAAUAAUAAUCAUAAUCAUCAUUUAUCAACUGGUUCAAUUGGAAAUAUGUUUAGUGGUAUGGGAGGAAUGGGAUUGUGCAAAGUUUAUGGAUGAUGUUAAACGCCAAGAAAGAGAGAUUAGAUCGUUUGUAUGGGCCAUGCGUAAUCAAUUGGAUGUGUUGGAGAGAAAGCUUACAAAAGACUAUUCGAAGCAAUCAACCUAUCUCGAGAGUCGAUUACAAUCAGAUUAUCUACAACUAGAUUAUUUGAAUCGUUUGGUCAAGACUGUCACUGUCAAUCAUGGUUAUGAUAGCAAUUUCGAUGAUAUGCAACAAUUAUUAAAACAAUAUCAAGAUCAACAACAAGGAGCAUCAACAACAACAACCACUACAACUGCUACUACAGCCAAUGUCGCAGAACAAGUUGAAUUAGAUAAUCCAAAACCAUUCUCAUUAAAGGAAAUGAGAUCAGUCAAUGAUUUGAAAGCACGUGUUCAACAAUUCCAAGAGUUUCAAGACUUUUUGUAUAGGAUGGAGUCUAAAGAGUUUGUACCGACAGCUAAAACCAACAGACACUUGGAUCUAGAGAUAGAAAGGGUAUUCAAGGUAUCACAACGUGAUCCAUUUACCAAACUGUCUUUUACAACUACUUCUCCCAACUAUUUGGCACAAUUCAAGGAGAACCUAGACUCACUCUACACACUCGAACAAAAGUUGGUCAAAUCUGAUGAUGAAGAAGAGAAAUCACGUCUCUUUGAAGAGGAUCAAAUAGAGGCACAAGAGACAUUGGCAGUAAUGGCAUCACAACCAUUCAAAGAGAUCUAUCUAAAGAGUAAAGAUGAUAACUCGUCAUUUUGUAUCUUUGACAUUGAAACCAAGACACUACUAGAACACAUCAACUUGGUCUUUAAACAGAAGCGUGAACGUGGACAACUCGUAUCAUUCCAACGUCGUUACAUUUACAUGUUUGGUGGUAGAGGUAAAGGUUCAGAGUCUACUUGGGAACGUUUCAACGUUGAAAAACAGAUAAUCGAUCAGGAUGGUGAAUUGGGUCACGUUCAAGGUGAAUGGAUUGUCACUUGUACAGAUAACCUAAGAUAUAUCUACCUCUUAUCAACUGUCAAUAGAGAUGGGAUGAUUGAAAGGUUCGAUACACAGACAGAGAAAUUUGAAACACUCGGAAAGGUAUUAUACCUUCCAUCGGGUGGUACUACCCAAGGUUUCUCAUUUCUCUAUUAUUUUAAUGGCUCGAUUCUAAUUAAACAUGAAGAUGUCAAAUACAUGGAAUCAUUUGAUUUAAAAACAAAGAAAUCUUCAAUCUAUCAUAAAUCAACUGAUAAACCUUUUAGAUGUUCAAGUCAAGGAGUAUUUGAUGAAAAACAAUAUAUUUAUACGUAUGGAUAUACAAACAAGGUAUUACAAAGAUUUGAUAUUAAUACUAGAAUGGUAGAGACUGUGUAUUCAGAUCCAACAAAUGUUCAUUGUUUCAAUACACAUCCAUUUAUUUAUUGUCAAGCUACCAAUACCAUUUAUUUUGCAACUAGAAAAUCAAUUAGAAGUUAUAACCUAACGACCAACCAAUUUUCAAUGCUCUAUUCAACAACUGAAGAUAAAUUAAGUAUCUAUUGUUGUGGAAUUUAA